Messenger RNA from Sinocyclocheilus grahami, 1390 nucleotides. RefSeq names its product cyclin-H-like. The record is from RefSeq and is a predicted model, not a curated record. Gene Ontology annotation, cellular component: transcription factor TFIIK complex. Gene Ontology annotation, molecular function: cyclin-dependent protein serine/threonine kinase regulator activity. The coding region runs from base 275 to 1234 and encodes 319 amino acids. Lineage: Eukaryota; Metazoa; Chordata; Actinopteri; Cypriniformes; Cyprinidae. Gene Ontology annotation, biological process: DNA-templated transcription; regulation of transcription by RNA polymerase II. The transcript has 10 exons.
UUUGUUUGAACUGGAUCUUUUAAACAAACUGUUCAAAAGAGUCGAUUCACAGAAAUGAGCCAGACUCGUGUGAGUGAGGAACACAAUCGACAUCAUCCAAAGGCGACUAAAGGUGGCGUGAUUAAUACGCGACGGUUCUCGCGCAUGUCUACUGUUGAAACCUUGGUUUAAACAGAUCAAUAGCUCAAUCUUUUAAAACCCUUUGAUAUUUGUACGACCAUCCUUGAUACACAGACGGAGCGUCACUGCCUGCCCAAGAGGCCUUGCAUUCAAGAUGUAUCACAACAGCUCUCAGAAGAAAUUCUGGACUUAUGAUAAAGAGGAAACCCUAGAUAAAUUAAGACUAGAAGCUAAUCGGAAGUUUUGUUUAAAAGGCAUGUCCAGUGGUAAGCCUGGAAUAAAUGAAUCCAGGUUUCUUGAUGAUCAAGAAGAGAAAGUGCUUUUCAGACACUAUGAAAAGAGAUUGCUAGACUUCUGCGCUAUGUUCAAGCCUGCGAUGCCUAAAUCUGUUGUGGGCACAGCUUGUAUGUAUUUUCGAAGAUUCUAUUUGAACAACUCUUUAAUGGAGUAUCACCCUCGGACGAUAAUGUUGACAUGCUCAUAUCUCUCCUGUAAAGUGGAUGAGUUUAAUGUGUCCAGCACUCAGUUUGUGGAGAACCUUCAGGAGAGCCCUGCAGGACAGGAGAGGGCUCUAGAACAGAUUCUGGAGUACGAGCUGCUUCUCAUCCAGCAGCUCAAUUUUCACCUGGUUGUUCACAAUCCUUAUCGGCCCUUGGAGGGCUUUCUGAUUGACCUGAAGACCAGAUACCCAUUGUUAGAAAACCCAGAGAUGCUGAGAAAGAGUGCAGAAGACUUUCUCAACAGAGCAGCAAUGACGGAUGCUGGACUCCUCUUCUCUCCGUCUCAGAUCGGCCUCACUGCCGUCCUCAACAGUGCUGCACGUGCUGGCCUCAAGAUGGAGGCAUAUUUGACCGAAUGCAUGGGGCUUAAGGAGGAUAAAGAGACCCUCUCAAAGAUGUAUGAGUCAAUGAGACGGAUAACUAGUCUUAUUAAAGCAUACGAGCUUCCCAAAGCUGAGGAGGUCAAUACCUGCAAACAGAAACUGGAAAGGAUUCAUGCUGAAUUUGCUACAAACUUAAAAAGAAAACAUGGAUAUGAAGAUGAUGAUCACAUCGUGAAAAGGCAGAUGGUUGCUGAGGAAGAGUGGACUGAUGAGGAUUUUGAUGCAUUGUGAUGAUGAAGUUGUUUUAAAAUUGGCAACAUCCUCGACCGUUAUUUCAUGAACAGGCUGAGUUAUUCCAUUUGCCAUCACUGACAGAGGAUGCCCUUCUCAAACUAGAUUGUAAAUAUUUCCGCAAAAUGUAAUGUAAAUCUUUUUCUUCUGUAAAAA